UCCAGUGGAGACAAAUAUUGACCUGGGAGACACUGAUGAUGAAGACCUUGAUGCAGACCUGUAUGAGGAACAUGAGGAGCCUCAGCUGCUAUGGAAGGCUGAACUGGGGGACAGGAUGGAUGAGGUGGAAGCUGUGUCCCCGUUAGUGGAUCUUAGUGACACCAAGCCCCUCCUGAAUGAGAGAGACCCUCGAGGAGUCAACGAGUGUUUGAAGGAUUGUACACUGAAACGGGUAACACUGUCACAAGCUUGAUAUAAGGUGAGCUUUGAGGAUGUGAUAGCAGAGCCGGCAUCAGUACGUAGCGGAGACAGAGUGUGGAUCUGGAGCAACGCCCUGUUCGAGGUCACCAGGGUCUGGAUCUACCGCAUAGUGACCGUCCUGCUGGCCGUCCCUGUGUCCAUCAUCACCGGACUGAUCUUCGCCAUCCUCAGCUUCCUACACAUAUGGUUCUUUAGCCCAUUCGUGCAUCAUAUCCUUAUAAUCACAUACUGGCUGCAGAGCCUAUGGAGCAUCGUACUGGACAUUGGUGUCCGCCCAUUCCUCACUAGUGCAGCAAAGUGCUACGAUGGAAUCAGACUUCGCCUGACUCUGGAAUGACAGAAUAUUGGACCUUCACACAAAAUCAGGAUUUGGAAUAUGGGCUUGUUCCCAAUGUUACCCUACUAUGGAAUGUCCUCUUGGGAGACUAUCAGGCCUGGGCAAAGUAUUUGUAGGAUGCUCUAGGAUCAGACCAGGGGCACAACUACAGGCUUUUUGGUGGAUCAUGGGAUCUUACAACUGAACUGAGAUCAGUGUGAUUGAUCAAAACUGGUACAUUUUUUAAAACAAUUUCCAACAAGGUGAUUGGUUACUUAUCUAAGAUAUUGUCAGAAGUUAAGGUGAAAAGGGAAUGUGUAAAAGAUUCACACUCAUUUAGGAUACUGUUGUAUCUGGUAUGCACUUGAACUGUGCUUUGAGUUGUCCUUUUCUCAUGUGAUAGUGUCAGGUGAUUCCCAUGUUUGAUGAGCACAUUCAGUAUUAUUCAGACAGCACUGGUGUAUAGUGUUAUUUCAAUAAAACCUGACCACACAGUUCAAAAUGUGACUCCACAAUUUUUUGUGGUAGAGUAGAACAUUAACGUUUACUAUAGCUUUACUUUUAUUUAUAUAUAUUCUGAUGAGAAUUGGAUUGCAGGAUAUCUAAAAUAGAGUGUUAAAGAUUUUGAUCAAUAUGCAGCAAUAUCAGAUUUGUUUUCACAUACAAAACCAUUCAAUUGAAAUAUCCCCUAUUCUUCUAAGAGACACAACCUUUCUCAAUAUCAAUGUUGUACUCAGUACAGAAAUACGAUUCAAGUAGCUGGGUUCUUGUUAUUGCAUUAUGACCUGAUUAUGUCAUCAGCCGUUCUUAUGCUAACAUCUAGUACCUCAUUACAUCUUCACUUCACAGCUCAGGGUCUGGAUGCUGCUCUCUUCCUCCCUGGAAAGGCCCCUGCCUUCCCAGAAUAGGAAAUGGGGCACUUCAAUUAAUUAAACACGCACAGGCAAACUCCCUGUAUUUGAAGUGAAUCGUGUUUCACACACACAACUGGCCUGAAUGUUUAUUGCUUGACAGUACUCAGUGGUACCACUCAAGACCUCCUCUAUGAGGUGAGGAGUUUGUCCUGUAGUGAAUUUUAUCAUGAGAAAAGCAGAUUUUACAUAAUCAGGUCACCAUGGGUGAGAAGGAAUAUAUCAAACGUUAGGAUUUUACUGUACCACUUGUAAAAAACUAAAUAUCCUCCCCAUGGACAUGACAAACAACCAGAGGAAACUAUGGUUGACAUUUUGUUUUGUUUUAAACCAUUUCAUAAUAAAGUCAUUCUACCAUUUGAUAACUGUAUAUUGCACAAUACUUACAAUGAAUUUGGAGAUAAAAAGUGUUAAUUUAAAGAACUAAUAUUGGCCUAAAAUGCCUGAAUUCGAUUUUUUUUCCUAAAUCCAGGUGGCCAAAAUGUAAAUUGUGCCUGGGCUGGAAUAAUACAUUAUGGCAUUUCUCUUCCAUUUCAAAGAUGAUGGUACAAUUAUUUUUUAUAAAUGCAUGUUUUUUUCUUUGUAUUAUCUUUUACCAGAUCGAAUUGGUUAUAUUCUCCUAAAUUAAUUUCACAUUUACACAAACUUCAAAGUGUUUCCUGUCAAAUGGUAUCAAGAAUAUGCAUAUCAUUGCUUCAGGUCCUGAGCUACAGGCAGUUAGAUUUAGAUAUGUCAUUUUAGGCGAAAAUUGAAAAAAAGGCCCGGAUCAUUAAGAGGUUUUUAAGCCAAUAGUUGGGAGGUGAGGAAUUUAAUAUCAUGAUGAUUACUUACUAUAUACCGUGUAUGCGUGGCAGUAUUUUGUGGUUGCUAUGGACACACAGGUUUCCAUUGUACUUUCCAUGUGUGGUUGCUAUGGAAACACAGGUUUGAGUGACAAGAAAAAACAGGCAGACCUUCAUGGUACAUUCCAUUUGUGGUUGCUAUGGAAAUACAGGUUUGUGACAGGGAAAAAAAGUGAGCCAUGCAUGAUAUAUUCCAACAUCAUCAGCAUGCUACAUCUCCUGCCAAGUUGCUUUAUUUUAGGUGAGUCUCAGGUUUUAUGGGGUUAAUGCUAGAAAGCAUUUUGAUGCUGUUUAUCCCCACCGUCCACUCUCAACUUAACGUGUGGUAGUAAAUGUAUCACAAACUCAAAAUGCUUAGGUCUACAUGUCAGUCUCAGAUCUUUGCACAGUUCUCUGUCUUAUCAGCAGAUCCACCUGCUCAAUCAUAUAUGACAAGUCUCUCCAUGGAGGGACUAACCAGAACAUAUAUUGGUAGUGUAUCAUAAGGCAUUAUAUAUAGCUGCAUCAUGGAAAGUGUCAUCCAAUUCUCUGUACGGACUCACUUGUCUAUAUCUGAGCAUUGCUAUAUGGUUGGUGGCACCUUAAUUGGGGAGAACAGGCUAGUGGUAAUGGCUGGACCAGAUCAAGUGGAAUGGAAUCAAAUUCUUCAAAUAUGUUUGAUGCCAUUCCAUUUGCUAUGAAUCUGGCUAUUAUUAUACCCUUAGCAGACUCCUGUGAUCUUCACACUAUAUUGGGCUACAGUAAUUACUAUGGUGAACCAUCAGGGAUGUGUGUAAUGCAACAUAGGUCUGCUUUUUCCUUUAAGAAAUGCUUAGGGUCCCAGUGUGAGGUAUGGCAUGAGUGUUGAUAGAGAAUGGGCCUUACUUGUGUGUGUGGGUGGUUUGGUUUUACUAUCAUUGUGGGGACCAGAAGUCCUCACAAGAAUAGUAAAAUAAGGAAAAUUAGGACAAGUGGAAACAUUUUGCCAGUCCCCACAAGGAAAAAAUAUCUUUAAGGCUUAGGGGAUAGGUUGAGAGUUAAGGUUACAAUUAGUGUUAGGUUAGGGGUUGAGGUAUAGGGUUUGAGGUUAGGGAAAAUAGGAUUUUGAAUGGGCCCCACAAGGAUAGUAAAAUAAUGUGUGUAUGUCUGUGUGUUUGUGUGUGUGUGUGUGUGUGUUCAUUCUUUGGUGUGUUUACAAGAUGUUUAUAAGCGAUUAUUAACAAGAAUUUGUUGUAGUCAACAAAGUAUGUGUGUAACUGUAGGCUAUGUGUUGUGUGUUUGUGUGUUUGUGCUAUGCUAUGGCUACAGUGGUUACAGUUUGACAGGACAACUAGGGGCAGCUGCCUGCUGGGUGCUGCUGGCAUUCCAGGAGUGACAUCACAGUGAAGGGAAAUCCAGAAGCCUGGGUACAGCCACUCCCUGUCCCACUCCCCACACUGCUUCUUUGACCACUACAGCUACCACUGCCCAGCUCCAGGAUAACUACCAGCCUUACUGAGACCGCUCUUCUCAGACCCCUCUACUCUGCCUCGUACCUCUCUCCCUCUCCUUUGAUUAGCAUAUGACCGCAACCAUGGCUGACAUCAACAAUGGUUAUGAACAAAGGUUUCAGGCAAACGGACAUCAUAAAGAGAUUGACCUGAUCAACAGAGACCCCAAGCAAGUCAACGAGGAUGUAGUGAAGGUGGACUUUGAGGAUGUGAUCGCUGAGCCUGAUGGGACUCACAGUCUGGAUGGGGUGUGGAAAGCCAGUUACACCACCUUCACUGUGUCCAAAUACUGGUGCUACCGCAUCCUAUCAGCCAUUUUGGGGAUCCCAGUGGCUCUGCUGUGGGGCUUCCUAUUCGCUUGCCUCUCCUUCUGCCACAUCUGGGCCGUUGUGCCAUGCAUUAAAAGUUGUCUGAUCGAGUCCCAGUGUCUGAGCCGUAUCUACUCCCUGGCCAUCCACACCUUCUGUGACCCCCUGUUCGAAGCCCUGGCAAAAAUAUUCUCAAGUGUUCGGGUGGUGCUACGGAAGGAGGUGUAGGGUUCAGAAGCAUGGGAAUGGGACAGGGAGGAAGUGGUUAGGCUGCUCUCCACCCAUUUUUUUAGCAGAUGCUCUCAGCUACAUUAACUUACAGUUAGUGAAUUCAUCUUAAGAUAGCUAGCUGAAACAACCACAUAUCACAGUUGUAGUACAUUUUUCCUCAAUAAAUAAGUUAUUUUUUCGGAAGAUGGGCAGGGACUCUGCUGUCCUAACAUCAGGGGGAAGCUGGUUCCACCAUUGGGGUGCCAGGACAGAGAAGACUUUGACUGGGCUGAGCGGGAGCGGACCUCCUGUAGGGGUGAGACAAACAGGAGACCAGAGGUGCCAGAAUGGAGUGCUCUGCAGUAUGCCAUGUAGGCUACUUCCCUGGCCUCCUGUCUGACUGCUGAUGCUUGGGUCUGGGUCUGACCCAUCUUUCAAACAGAGUUUGUGAUACAUAGAGAUUAUUGUGUUCAAUCAGAAGACAAGAAGAAGAGUGCUCGCAUCUGGGUGCCAUAGAUGGGGGAUAAUCCAUGGUCUAUAAUACAUGGUACACUACAAACAACACUCAUCCAUGCUUGAAUGAUUUGAAACUUAAGUAUAUUCCAUGCUCUAUUCACAUGUUGAUGCUACAAUAAAUUACUUGUUUAAUGUUCCA
Messenger RNA from Oncorhynchus mykiss (rainbow trout), 4972 nucleotides. Lineage: Eukaryota; Metazoa; Chordata; Actinopteri; Salmoniformes; Salmonidae. The record is from RefSeq and is a predicted model, not a curated record.